Stegastes partitus (bicolor damselfish) is the source of this 1891-nucleotide messenger RNA. It is a transcript of the gene extl2, whose product is annotated as exostosin-like glycosyltransferase 2. The coding region runs from base 65 to 1093 and encodes 342 amino acids. Gene Ontology annotation, cellular component: membrane. The transcript is spliced from 5 exons. Gene Ontology annotation, molecular function: glycosyltransferase activity. NCBI's taxonomy places the organism in Eukaryota, Metazoa, Chordata, Actinopteri, Pomacentridae. The record is from RefSeq and is a predicted model, not a curated record.
GGUCCAGAGUCAGCCAACAUGGCGGCCAUGUGAAGUGAAGCGGGUUGUCUGCAGUGCCAAGAAAAUGAGGGUGCCCCGUUGCUGUUUUGGGGGCCGGAGAGCCUAUUUGGUUUGGCCAAUCCUGCUGAUCCUCCUGGUUGGAGCAGCUUUGACAGCUCUGCUGCCACCUGCUGAGGACCAAGGAGCUGCUGGAGUCCUGGGAGUACUACGCAGGGCUGCAGAAUCAAAGGAGAGUCACCACGCUGACAGCUCAGAGGAGGAAAAGUUCACCGUCGUCAUCCAAACCUACAACCGCACAGACGUUUUGCUCAAACUCCUGAACCACUACCAGGCAGUGCCUCACCUUCAGAAGAUUAUCAUCGUGUGGAACAAUGUUGGGGAGCAGACGCCCCUGAAGUUGUGGAACUCUUUGGGGCCUCAUCCGGUCCAGGUGGUCUUCAAGGAGCAGAAGAGCAAUCAAAUGCGCAACAGACUACAGUCGUUCCCAGAGAUCAAUACGGAUGCUGUCUUGAUGCUGGAUGAUGACACCCUCAUCAGUGUUCCUGACAUCAGUUUUGCUUUCUCUGUUUGGAAGCAAUUUCCAGACCAAAUUGUUGGAUUUGUCCCACGGAAACAUGUCGCAACACCAGCAGGAGUUUACAGUUACGGCAGCUUUGAGUUGCAGAAUCCAGAAGCAGCUGGAGGUGACAGAUACUCCAUGGUGUUAAUUGGUGCUGCUUUCUUCCACCGUCGCUACCUGCAGCUCUUCCAGGAGCAACCUCCAGCGGUGCACGCCUUAGUCGAUGAAACGCAGAACUGUGACGAUAUUGCCAUGAACUUCGUAGUAGCAUUAUAUUUAAGGAAACACUCCAAGGCCAGCAGAGUCAGUAAACCCUCUGGGGUUUUUGUCAAACCUGUGGACCUCCGCAACCUGGAAAAAGAUGCCAGCAGUGGGUACCAGGGAAUGUGGCAUCGCCCCGAACACCUUCUCCAGAGGUCCUACUGCCUGAACAGACUGACGCAGAUCUAUGGCUUCAUGCCGCUCUGCUUCUCCAACCUGAUGGUCUCCCAGUUUGGUUUCCCCACCUAUGCCAAUCACAAGAGUAGGGGCUGAGGAAGUUGCUGAUUUGUUGUUGGAGUGAAAGAAGACAAGUUCAAGUAGCAGCCUGGUAAGUCUGUCUUGGUUUACAUCACAUCACACAUCUGGGCAGAGGACUAGCUGAAAUGAGGGGAUUUUCUCACUUUUCAGUGAUCCGUGGAUAGUCAUUAGCCACCGGAUGUGUUUGGAAACAAACAUGAUUUAAAGACAUUUUUAUUGUUUUAUUGUUGGACAUCUUCAGCGUCUUCAGUGGUAGAACGCUCCGACAAUUUUGUUUUUUGGGUGCAUUUUACAAUCCUGAGCAGUCCCAUCAUGACUUCAGCAGGACAGUGAUGGACUUUCAUCAUUUGGAUGACUGCAAGGACUUAAGGACUUUCUGCACACGGUCCAGUCGGAUAAAACGUCCAUAUUUGAUAAGGUCAUCUGUACUGUUGCCAAAGGCGGCCUUUCCUCCAGCAUGUCCAACUUCCUCAGUGGAUUUUAGUGCAUUUACUUUAAAGCCAGCCGGCGUCGGUCUUAACUUUAAACUCGCCUCGUUUUUAACUGUGAUUUACAAGAUGUAUACAUUUUCUGUUGUCUCAUUUUUCUGACAAAUCAGUGCUAGAAGAUUUAUUCCAUAGUAAUGUUUAGCCAAAAAAACCCCACACGAGUUUGAAUCUGGGGAUAGAACAGAAUUAGUGAAAGCAUUUGAAAGCUAUAUUUAUAUCCUACGCAUGCAUGGACAAUCAGUUUUUUUUUAAUGUAUGCAUAUGUGUUUGUAAGGUUCUAUCAUGUGAUUCAAUUGAAUAAAGUUGUCCUCUUUUUCUAACAAAA